AUGUCACCGGGCCAGCUCCAGAACGAUGUGGUCAGGACCGAGCUGGAUUCGUCUACAUGGGAUGACAUCAAGGUCCUCAUAAUGCCGACAUUGGACGGCAGAGAGAAGCAAAGGCAACCGCAAUAUAAACCAUCUAUCAACCCAUUGACAAGCAGACCUACCGACGUUCACCACAAAGAUGCACCUCACUACCGUCAAUGGCACCAAUGCGGCCAGAAACAAGCGCGCACCCAAACCCCCGGCACCAAGUACUCGUACCGCGCAACCCCCACCAUCCGCACCACCCCCCUCCUCAUCCGAACGCUCCAACCUCUCCCCCUCUCAAAGCACCAUAACAAUGGCGCACGGCGCGUCCACCGCAGCAGCUCCAAAGCCGCCACCGUGACCGCCGCGCCCGACCUCGCUGCGACGCAGGCCCCGCUCCCAGCAGCAGCACAAGCCGAAGCGCGCACCCCCGCCCUAGCAGUCCUCCCCCUCACCAGCGUCCUGCGCACCUACCUCAUCACGCGUGUCUCGUCCUCGCCAGCGCUAUGGGGGCUGUCGACCGCAAUCCUGCGCCGCAUGGCGAGCCCGUCCAUUGCACUGAUGGACCCGGACCGGAACCCCGUCUUGCAUUGGCUGCUGCGGCACACGUUCUAUGCGCAGUUCUGCGCCGGUGAGAACAAGGACCAGGUGCGCCGCACCGUGGCCGCCAUGAAGGACGUCGGCUUCCAUGGCAUUAUCGUCGAGAGCGCGAUCGAGGUGCUGCCGGAUGGGAGGGAGAUACCGGGCCCGGAUAGCGCGGCAACGAGAAAGGAGAUUGAGACUUGGAAGAGGAAUAUGCUGGAGACAGUGGCGAUUGCAGAGAGCGGGGCGUUUGUGGCGCUCAAGUGGUCCGGGCUGGGGCGGUAUGCGCUGCAGCUCUUGAAGUCGAACCAGCCACCCACGCCCGAGAUGGCAGAAGCGAUCCACGAGGUGUGCGAGCGGGCUGCGGCCAAGAAUGUCGCUCUGCUACCGGGAGCGGAACAUGAAACCACAAAUGAGGGCAUUGACUCUUGGACGUUAGAUCUGGAAGCCCAGUACAACAGAACAGAACCUGGUUACGCGCUCAUGUACAAUACUUAUCAAGCUUACCUCAAGUCCACGCCUGCAAAGCUCGCGCGCCAUCUUGCUGCCGCGCAGAAGGAUGGAUACACCUUGGGCGUAAAGCUCGUCCGUGGUGCUUACCUUUCCUCCGAGCCACGGAAUAGCAUAUGGAGUACCAAAGAGGAGACAGACCGGGCUUACAAUGGUCUUGCCGAAGCGCUUCUCCAGAGGCAAUAUGGAAGUGCCCUGAAGCCCGCAGACGACGCAGCAAGCAAGCAAUUACCGCCUAUCGCUGUGAUUAUAGCGACGCACAAUGCCGAGUCCGUUCGUAAAGUGCAGAGGCUCCGCAAUGAACAAGCCGCGGAAGGGCGUUCACGCGUCAGACUGGCAUAUGCGCAGUUGCAAGGCAUGGCGGACGAAGUAGGCUGCGAGCUCAUUAAGUCGAAGAAAUCGGCGAGUCUGGCUCAGGAAACGAGCGCGUACGGUCCGUUGUGGAGGAAGGUGGACAUACCCAACGCAUUUAAGUGCAUGCCAUGGGGGACGACAGGCGAGUGCUUGCAGUACUUGCUGCGAAGAGCUUCCGAGAACAAAGAUGCAGCAACAAGGACGGAGGGUACAAGAAGAGCUAUGGGCGCUGAGCUAAAGAGGAGAUUGAAGGCUGCUAUGUGGUUAGCAUAGCUGAUCGGAUUAGAAUGUGAUGAGGUAUAUACCCUGCGAGCGUACCCGAGACAUGGCUUCAUCCCGUCAUACUGAGAUUAGAUUGGCG
Aplosporella prunicola CBS 121167 is the source of this 1831-nucleotide messenger RNA. RefSeq lists its product as uncharacterized. The transcript is spliced from 3 exons. The coding region runs from base 1 to 1743 and encodes 580 amino acids. NCBI's taxonomy places the organism in Eukaryota, Fungi, Ascomycota, Dothideomycetes, Botryosphaeriales, Aplosporellaceae. The record is from RefSeq and is a predicted model, not a curated record. Gene Ontology annotation, cellular component: mitochondrion. Gene Ontology annotation, molecular function: proline dehydrogenase activity; FAD binding.